AUGCUACAUCUUGAAGGAUACAUUACAAAUCCAAUUAAAUCCAUAAAUAUGAGGCUCGAGUCUUCCAAAAUAGCACAACUCCAACUGAACCCCGCGGGGAUACGGAAUAUUUGUAUUUUGGCGCAUGUGGAUCAUGGGAAAACAUCUUUGAGUGACUCUUUGCUUGCCACCAAUGGGAUCAUAUCGCAACGUAUGGCUGGUAAAGUCAGAUACUUGGACUCCAGAGAGGAUGAGCAACUCCGUGGUAUCACCAUGGAGGCGUCUGCUAUCUCCCUUUACUUCAAGGUUGUCCGUAGAAAGGAAAACAAUGGCGAGGACGCCUCCAUAUCAGCUGCCGAUUCGCCAUCGCCAUCGCCUUCCCCAUCUCCAUCUCCAUCUCCAUCGCCAAACUCUGCCUCUCUUGAAACUAAAGAAUAUCUCAUCAACCUCAUUGAUUCUCCGGGUCAUAUUGACUUUUCUUCGGAAGUUUCCACCGCGGCAAGACUUUGUGACGGUGCAGUUGUUCUUGUGGAUGUUAUUGAAGGAGUUUGCUCCCAAACAGUCAAUGUGUUACGUCAAUGUUGGACCGAUGGUUUGCGUCCCGUGCUUGUCCUUAAUAAGAUCGAUCGUCUCGUUACCGAGUGGAGAUUGACCCCUACGGAAGCUUACCAACAUCUCUCAAGAACCAUCGAACAAGUCAACUCGGUCAUAGGGGCCCUUUACGCAGGGGAAAGAAUGGCCGAUGACAUGAAUUGGAGAGAAAGUGGCGCCCAGGGUGAGUUUGUGGAAAAAGAUGAUGAAGAUAUUUACUUCCUGCCCGAAAAAAACAACGUUGUCUUCACCCUGGCGGCAGACGGUUGGGGGUUUACCAUCAAUACCUUUGCCAAGGUGUAUGCCAGUAAAUUGGGCUUCUCUCAUAAGGUUCUCACCAAGACCCUUUGGGGGAACUACUAUCUUGACAUGAAAAACAAGAAGAUUUCAGCCAAGAAGACUGGUCUGGGGAAGGUUUUGUUUGUUUCCUUGGUGUUGGAACCUAUUUGGGCCGUCUAUGAAAACUGUGUAGUGGAAAGAAAUCAAGAAAAAUUGGAAAAAAUCAUUGAAAAGUUGGCCGUCAAGGUGCUGCCAAGAGACUUGAGAUCCAAGGAAUAUAAGACUUUGUUGGGACUGGUUAUGUCACAAUGGCUUCCCUUGAGUCACGCCUUGUUGGGUGCCGUAAUAGAAAAAUUACCAUCCCCUAAGGAGGCUCAAGGUGAAAGAGUUGUCAACAUAUUGGAGGCGCCAAUCAACGAAGAUUCUGAUGCUUCAACUGAAAAGAAAUCCUCGAAAGUUGUGGCUGCUCUUCAUGAAUGUUCUUCUACUGGUCCAACUAUUGCAUAUGUUUCGAAAUUAAUAUCUGUACCACAAGAAGAAAUCCCUGUACACUCGACCAGUACCGGAUCAGCACUUACCGCUGAAGAAAUCAUCGAAAGAGGUAGAAAAGCUCGUGAAAUGGCUAGAAAGGCUUCGGAAGCUGCUGCCGCCCUUGUUGACGAAAAGAAGGCUUCUCAGGGCGACGAGUUCACUGUUAUUGGUGCCGCUGCCAAGGAUCCAUUUGAAUGGGAAGUGGAAGAUGAGGACUUUGAAGAUGAAGAUGAAGAGUUGGAAGAAGUUGCUGGUGAAACAUUGGUUGCAUUUGCUAGAGUAUACUCUGGUAGUUUAUCCCGGGGACAAAAGGUGACCGUUGUGGGUCCCAAGUAUGAUCCUAUUGCUGGACCUGAGUCCCAAACCAAUAAAGAUCAAAUCCAUGAAGUCGAAAUCUCUGACUUGUUCCUCAUCAUGGGUCGUGAGUUCGUUCGUAUGGAAACUGUUCCAGCCGGUAAUAUUGUUGGGGUUGUUGGUUUAGGAGGUUUACCAUUGAAGAGUGCCACCAUUUGUACUGGCGGUGACACCUACUUGAACUUGGCCACCACAUCCACAUUGAUCCAUAACAAGCCGAUCAUGAGAGUUGCAGUGGAACCAACCAAUCCUGCCCGUUUGGAACGGUUAGAGCAUGGUUUACAAAGACUCGCACAAGCAGACACUGUGUUGGAAUGGUAUGUAGAUGACGAUUCUGGUGAACUCAUCAUGUGUGUAGCUGGAGAACUUCAUUUGGAAAGAUGUUUGAAAGAUUUAGAGGAAAGAUUUGCUCGUGGAUGUGAAGUUGUGGUGAAGGAACCCGUCAUUCCAUUCAGAGAAGGUCUUAGUGUCACCAACAGUUCAAGUGGAACUGGUGCUGAAGUAGAAGAGAUUAGCACUACUCUUGGUAAUGUUGAACUUGAGUUCGAAGUCUAUGGAUUACCAGAGUCUGUUGUUAAGUUCUUGAGUGAGAAUGAGGCAGACAUUAAUUCUGUUACAUCUACAAGUUCCGGUGCUACUGGUACUCUUGUUGAAGGACUUACUAAGGCCUUUGAAGAGGAUGAGGAUGUUCUUGAAGAGCUUCUUGCUGCAACUGGCUACCCUAGUGUUUCUGCUCUUGUAGACCAUAUCGUUGCAUUUGGACCAAAGAGAGUUGGACCAAAUGUCCUUGUAGAAGGUUAUGAAAGCACUCAAUUCAAACAUGUACUUUCAGGAAACAAGGAAAGUAUAGACACGACAUCUGAUGACAAUGCCUUUUCCUACCAAAACAAUGUCCUUAACGGUUUCCAACUUUCCACGAAUGAAGGCCCAUUAGCAUCCGAACAGCUCAUUGGAGUGUUGGUCCUCAUUCGUACUGCCGCUAUUAUCCCUGAUGCUGAGGAUGAAGUACUUAACCUUGCUGGUAGAAUCAUCACAUUUACUCGUGACCAGAUCCAUGCCCGUCUCUCACAACGGUCUCUCAGAUUAUUCUUGGCCAUGUAUACAUGUGACAUCCAAGCAGCCGCCGAGGUGCUUGGUAAGGUGUAUGCCACUGUGCAACAACAUGGUGGGUCCAUUGUCCUGGAAGAAAUGAAGGAAGGUACUCCAUUUUUCACCAUUACUGCGAGAAUCCCCGUUGUUGAAGCGUUUGGAUUCUCCGAUGAUAUCCGUAAGAAGACUUCGGGUGCAGCCAGUCCACAACUUGUGUUUGAUGGGUUUGACGUGUUAGACCUUGACCCAUACUGGGUUCCACAUACCGAGGAAGAGUUGGAAGAGUUGGGAGAGUUUGCCGAACGUGAAAAUGUUGCCAGACGCUACAUGAACAGUAUCCGUCGUCGUAAGGGUUUGUUUAUCGACGAAAAGGUUGUGAAGAAUGCCGAAAAGCAACGUACUUUGAAGAAGGAUUAAAUAGAAUAUGUACAAAUAGAAUUUUUUUUCAUUAUUAA
[Candida] anglica is the source of this 3278-nucleotide messenger RNA. The record is from the annotation of a GenBank genome assembly. Lineage: Eukaryota; Fungi; Ascomycota; Pichiomycetes; Serinales; Debaryomycetaceae.